AUGGCGUGAUACAUAGAUAUAUUAAUUAAUUAAUUUUUUUCUGUUGUUCCGACCGGGAAAAUGGCAACUUAUCUCCAAAGCCAAUGUAGACCGACUCCGAGGUUUCCCCUUGUUUUGGCGGGUCUCUAUGCUUCUUCGACUGCCAAUUCGGUAAAUGCAUACUGUUCCUCUGCUCCCAGCUCUGCUCCUCGCAUUACCCAGAAGUGGAAGACUAUCGGCAAAACUCCUCGUCGACUGGUACUGGGAUUCGGAGCCUCUUUCUGGGCCCAGUCCUUGAACAUGUCCGCCCCAUUUGGCGGGAGCGGGAAGUUCCUCGCCUCUGCAAGACCUUCUUCCUCCAUUGACCAGGUUUUGAAGAAUGUCGAAUGGCCGGAGCAAUUUCCCUUCAAGGACGAAGAUUUUCUGCGUUUUGACGAGUCACCAGAUUCUUUAUUCUAUGAGGCUCCUCGUUUUGUAACACAUAUUGAUGACUCAGCAAUUCGUGCAUUAACUAAAUACUAUUCGGAAGUUCUUCCUCCCAGUAACACUCCUGGAGUUAGCAUCCUAGACAUGUGCAGCAGUUGGGUGAGCCACUACCCAGCAGGAUACAAGCAAGAGAGGAUAGUGGGAAUGGGUAUGAAUGAGGAUGAGCUCAAGCGGAAUCCUGUCCUGACGGAGUAUGUUGUGCAAGACUUGAAUGUGAACCCCAACCUUCCAUUUGAAGAUAAUUCCUUUGACGUCAUCACUAAUGUGGUCAGCGUAGACUAUUUGACAAAGCCUCUUGAUGUCUUCAGGGAGAUGCGUAGGAUCCUUAAGCCAGGUGGCCUAGCAAUAAUGAGUUUUUCGAAUCGUUGCUUCUGGACUAAAGCGAUCUCUAUAUGGACAUCAACUGGAGACACUGACCAUGUCAUGAUCAUCGGUGCAUACUUUCAUUAUACUGGAGGUUUUGAACCUCCUCAGGCUGUGGAUAUCUCUCCAAAUCCUGGGCGAUCCGACCCAAUGUACAUUGUAUAUUCUAGGAAGCUCAAUACAGCUUGAGAAGAAGAAGCAUCCCUCAGUUCUCUUUCCCUUUUUCUCGGUGGUCCCCCUGUUGUUUGCAGUGAGUACUAUGAGUUUCAUGCAACUUAUGUAAUCCAAUUGGCCACCAUUGUACAUGAGACGAGUAACAGAUCCAUCACCUGGUCAUAUUAUUCUUUGAAUUCAUCUGUGAUAUUUCUCCUAAGAAACCUAUCGCUGUGGACCUGAUCAUGUUCCGGGCAUGCAUCGGGACAACGAUGCCAGAGGUUGCAGGUGGGUUCUGUCAAUUUUUUUAUAUAUAGCAGGUUGCUUUGAGAGAUUACAAAGAU
Messenger RNA from Punica granatum (pomegranate), 1325 nucleotides. NCBI's taxonomy places the organism in Eukaryota, Viridiplantae, Streptophyta, Magnoliopsida, Myrtales, Lythraceae. The record is from RefSeq and is a predicted model, not a curated record.